This is a messenger RNA of Phycomyces blakesleeanus NRRL 1555(-), 1308 nucleotides long. RefSeq lists its product as hypothetical. NCBI's taxonomy places the organism in Eukaryota, Fungi, Mucoromycota, Mucoromycetes, Mucorales, Phycomycetaceae. The record is from RefSeq and is a predicted model, not a curated record. The coding region runs from base 1 to 1308 and encodes 435 amino acids. The transcript is spliced from 7 exons.
AUGGUAGAGACAUAUCAAAACAAUUCCUGGGAUCUGGACCGUAUUUGUAUUGACAAUGUUUGCCACUGCGAUUGGAGAAUAACAAUUACCGGUUGCGCAGAAGAACGACAAUUGCGAAUCAUCAAUACAAUCUGCAUUGUCCUAUCUGCCGUCGCACAGAAGCUAAAAUUUGCACGCUUUGUAGCUCUAAUUUUAAUUCUUCAUCGUACACUCGUUCGUGGGCAUCGUAUAUUCGAUAUCGACAUACGAAAGGGUUGCUUCCGUCCUAAACCAAUAGACUCAAUGCUUGUCAUGCUUUUUAUUCUCAACCUACUCCGAAUGAUUUAUUGUAUCAUUUUGGCUACAGAUGUUUCAAAAAGCCUAAUUUUUCGCUCGUUUAUGUUCGAUUUUCCAUUACAAUGGGGAUAUGCUGGAGCCGCCUUGUAUCUGACCGGAAUUCUUCAAACCUUGGCUGACAGCCACAAAACAAUUUCAAGUGGUUGGCUACCUUCUCCACGCGCAGCUGACAUUGUCAGUGCCGUAUUGCUAUUUCUCCCAUUUAUUCUCAACAACAUAUUUUCAAUAACUGCUGGUGCCUUGGCCUAUAAUAAUCCACAUGGGGCUGAAAUAAUGACCAGACUCCUCUACACCGUGUGGUUUUUUCAUUGCAUAUUUUUGUGCACUGCCGUAACAUUUGCUGGAACACGCCUCACACGAAUUCUAAACGAACAUUUAGAGAAUUUCAGUAGCUUUGGUGAACGUUACAACGCAGUAAAAGCUGGAAUUCUAAAGAUCCACGCCGUGAUGAUACUACUUGCGCUUUAUAUGAUAUUUUUAGCAGUAGCAGUUGUUAUUUAUGGGUUUUUCCGUAACGCUGUCAUACUGUCUUUACCAGCAACUCUUAUCAUGGCCAGUUCCUGGAAUUUUGUCAGCCCGAUUGCUACCUUUUUUAUAGAAGUUUCCAUGGUUAUAAGACCAAGUAUGGUUGAAAAAGGAUCCAGUGUUCAGAAAUCAAACGAUGGUACCUCUGACGUUUAUGAUCUCCAAACCCAACCACCUUCCUUUACCAAGUCACCAAUGCACCGCUCGAAUAUUCAAGGGACUCUCAGCCACAAUGCUUUUGAUGGGCUAAAGUCAAACCAAAUAUUCUUACCCCAAAGUUAUUAUCAAACCGAUUCUGACGUGUUCCCUAUAGAAAGAAGAGAUAUAGCAACAAUGAGAAUAGCAGGUUCUGGUCUCCCAGUUGCUGACAGUCAGUUAACCAACGUUCAGUGGCCAUCGACUGCAGUAUUGAAUCAAAAGAGGGCAUCCCAGGUUCAACUUUUAUAA